ACACGCACACGCCACAGAGUCGAGAACGCGCACACGCUCGCACAGUUUCACACAGUGAGGGAGUACAGCUAGUCACAAACGCAGUGGAUCAUAUGCCGACAGAUUUUACCCCACGUUUUUAUAUGGUAGCAUAUAUGGUAUUUAUAUGGUAGCAUAAAGCGAGACGUAUUUUAAUCUUAAUUCUGAACUUUCAUGUGCUACUGUUUAUUGAAAUUCAAAAUGAGAAAGAUUAUAAUGAUUUUUGCUGUCAUUUUGCAUUAGAUCACGUUCUCAACAAAUCAGAAAUUCAAAAUUUAUACGGACGUAUAAGCUUUGAUUUUGCCACACAUCAGUUGUCAUAAACAUCUUGGGAAUGGAUGUGAUUGCGAAUGCUGAUGCCAGCAUUCCCACUGCUGCACCUGGUGCAGUGGAGGAAGAACAACAGCAGCAACAAUCAGAGCAAGAGAUCAAUCAGCAACCAGGCACGGAGUCUGACCUCACCGGCAACACCUCACAGCCAAUCAAGAACGAGCAACAAGCCCCACCCACCGCCACAACACCUACUCCUGCUGCAGACCCCGCCCCCUCUCAGGAUGACCCACCCAGUGUACACCUGACAAUCAUCGACGAGAAGAUGGAAACAAGUAAUGGUGUUUGCCCUGGUCCUAUCGAGAUGUCUCCGACAGCUUCUUCUCCUCCUCGUCAGCAGCAGGCAAAUGGGCGAGCCAGGCUGAGCAGCCGCUCCGGGUCAGUGAGUCACGCGGGGUCACCUCGACCGUCACUCACCAGACAGCCCAGCGCGGCCACUGACGUCGGAGACGGAUCCAAACCCAACGAUUAUCUAAUAUGGGCUAUUCUGGCCUGCCUCUGUCCUGUCUGGCCCAUUAACGCCGUCGGCUUGACCUUCUCAGUCAUGUCUCGAAACAGUCUGCAGCAGGGCAAUGUGGAUGGUGCACGUCGUCUUGGCCAGAAUGCAAAAAUCAUGUCCAUCGUGUCAUUGGUGGGUGGGAUCGUCAUCAUUGUUAUCACUAUCGUCAUCAACUGGGGUGUAAUACUUAAGACCUGAUGGCCGUCACGACACUCAGGGUGAAGUAAAAUUCACAAUCAACAACCAAUCCAUGAUGAUAAUUUUCUUCUUCCAAUGUGUCACUCAUCUCUCGACAUCUGAAUGCUCCUGAAUGCUUUUUCAUUUGUUUUAUACUCUCUCUGAAGACUCUAAAGCUGGAUGUUACCUCUUCUAUCAUGCCAGAACGAUCAAAAACAACAUGGACUCUUCAGCUCUUCGAAUGCCUGGAAUCACGAACAAAGCAGCAAGCCGUGGAUGCUAGGUUUUUUUUUUCUCUCCCAACAAAGGACUCACCACUGAGAUGAUGUCAGUGAGGAGACCACAAACAUGAUCUCAUUUCAUUCGUCAUGCACCCCUUGAGGAUGUGAGGGAGGAAAAGAAUGAGAGAGAAUGGGAAGGGAUUUGGUUCUUGACAAAGAUGCACAAGCUCAUCUUACUAGCCCUGUUUUCUCAGAGAUGUGAGUCCAUAAAAAAAGCUCAGAUUAAAAUUUAAUCGAUUAUAUAAAACAGCAGAUGGCUUCCGUUUUGGCAUCUGUCCACAGAUGAGUCCGAUUACCUUAAGAGCUGCUCUAAAGCCUCUCUCUCUCUCUCUCUCUCUCUCUCUUUCUCUCUCACAGACUGUACAGAGACUAAGUUUCAGGUUAACACACAUAAACAAAAAAAUCACGUAUCAGAGAAUCCUACAGAAAGAAAAGGAGGGAGAGCUAAGGAGAAAGUGGGAGGGAUGGAGACCAAGCUGUAGUCUUUUGUUUCACACAGAUGGAGGGAUGGAGAGAGAAGAAUAAGAGAAGAAAGGAGGGGGGCAGUACCUUCAGAUGAAAACAUAAACCAGAGAUACCCCAGACAUGGCGAGAUGUAGGGACUUCAGUAGUGUUGAGGGUGUGUGUGUGUGUGUGUGUGUGUGUGAGAGAGAGAGAGAGAGAGAGAGAGAGAGAGAGAGAGAGAGAGAGAGAGAGAGAGGUAGCCAAUAUCGUAAUGCUCACCAACAUGCCCUCCCCUCUUCCUUACAGCAAUCCUCGGCCAGAUCCUUCAAGGCAAACGUAAAGAAAACCAUUAAUUUAAUAUUGUUUUAGCAGGCAAAGGGAUGAUACAAACAGUCAUAUUUUAUACCACAAUGUUUACAAUGUUUUGGCCAUCACAAAUCAUUUUACACCGCUCCAAACUGUUUGUUUGGUGGAAUGAUUUGUAUUGCUCAACAGAAUGAUACCUGAAACAUUCCUGGUCAGGCCACACCGACUGUGCCAAAACUCAGACUCUGCCAAGACUCCAGCUGAGGUGGGCAUGCUUGUGACUGAAACAGGAAAGGAGAGCAUGGAUGCGUUUUUAAGGAGGAAUAUAUAUAGGGAUGCACUGAUAUUAACAUAUUAGCCCAUACUGAUAAGCCAUUAAUUGUUUCAUGUUAUGGCCAAUAGCCGGGUAAAACACAAAAAAUGUAAUUUAGGCUUUAAAAAAUUAGAAUUAGAAACUUAUUAGAAUUAUUAAAGAUUACAUUUCAGUGUUAUUGAAUGUGUUUAAAGAUUAAGUGAGAGGACAAAGGUAAUUUAACUGUAAAAAUAUAGGAAAUUAGACACACACACACACACAAAAUACAAUAUUGAUCAAACAUAAAUUUAAAUACUACCAAACUAUUCAUUUGAAACAUCUAUCUAAUUGUGCAUCCCUACAUAGAGUUCUUUUAUAGAUAAUAUCAUGAAUCCCUCAUUGUCACGGCUUCGGGCCUCUUGCAUGCAGAAUUUGACUUUGUUUCAUUGAUGUUUACAGCUUUUUGACAGCGACGGGAGCACUUGUUAACUCUGAAAUCAAGUAUUCUUAUUUUUAUAUUAUUCUGUAUCUAACACAGUUUCUGUACCACAAACAGUAUGAUGUGGAUGAGCAUGCUGACUCAGCUUGGGCAGUGAGAGGCCCCCAUUUUUGGGGGCUCGCUUUGGGUUUGGCUUGCAUGAACGUGGGGCUACAAUCGUUUCCUUGAUCUCAUUUUGCAAUUGCUCUACUUCCCCACCACAUAGCAUGCACAUUUAAUCCAACCGCGUGCAGUCAGUGAAUGCCAGCUUGACUUUUGUUCUCUUGAAUUGUUCUGCUCAGUAAUAUUUGUAUUUAAACUGCUUGCAAAUUCAUGCUUGUAUAUUCAUAUGUAUGUAUAUACGUGUCUGUACAUAUUUUGUCACUUUGCAAUUAUAAGGUUCUAUCUAAUUUACAUUAUGUGAUACAUUUUUACCUUCAUUUUGCGACUUUUUAUUUAGAUAACAAAAAAAAGGUUCUAUCUAUAAAGUAUAUGGAAUGCAAAAUCUUUGAAGCUCAGUAUCUCAAGACUCUUCAGAAUGCAAAUAGAGUUCUAUAAUUCCAAGGUGGCAAUUUGUACCGCUUCCAAUCACAUUAUGAAAUCUGAAUCUCUUUGAUGGACCAGAACAGUGUUCGUAAUGCAAAUCUUGACUGUUAACACCGCAAUGCUUUCACAAAUUUGAUCACCCUUUUAUCACUACUUUAUUGGUAUGUAAUUUGAAAUCGGCCUUUUGUUUUGUAUGCCGUUUGUGCUUUGCUGAAACGUUGACCAUACAAGCAUGUUUACACAUUGAUUACCAAUCGCCUAUGCUGCAAAGUGCAAUUCUAUAAAGAAAAGUUUCAAAGACACCAGCCGAGUCCAGUUCUCUGGGAUACAAGCUCUACCUGCUAUUCAAAGUAUCUAUUUAUUGAUGUGAAGAAAAAUUCUGUUUUUGUGUUUAUCAAACAUUCUGUUACAAAUUCAACUGCGUUUUGCUAAAAGCACUCGUGCUAGUCAAGACUACUUAGUACUAGUUUCCUCUGUGACAUGAAAUUAUUUGAGAGGCAUUAUGAUAACUCAUGUCGCUAAUAUAAUCCUGAUUUCAUGCAGAUCUGCCUGUGCAUGCCUUAAUGAAUUGUUUUGGAACAAUAAUAUGUGAUGUACACAGUAUCUGAACCGAAGGGUUUGAUAUAUCUCACAGUAUUGAUCCUUCUGCUCUGUACAAACACCGAGUAUGCAUCAGUGAUUCCAGUGAAUAAACUCUCUUAUUAUGCCA
Molecule: messenger RNA, 4080 nt
Organism: Carassius gibelio (silver crucian carp)
Lineage: Eukaryota; Metazoa; Chordata; Actinopteri; Cypriniformes; Cyprinidae
Product: trafficking regulator of GLUT4 1-like
Exons: 5
Coding region: 353-1045 (230 amino acids)
Cellular component (GO): membrane
Source: RefSeq, a predicted model, not a curated record